Messenger RNA from Cydia amplana, 1351 nucleotides. RefSeq lists its product as uncharacterized. The transcript has 6 exons. Gene Ontology annotation, biological process: signal transduction. The coding region runs from base 57 to 1313 and encodes 418 amino acids. Gene Ontology annotation, molecular function: protein binding. Lineage: Eukaryota; Metazoa; Arthropoda; Insecta; Lepidoptera; Tortricidae. The record is from RefSeq and is a predicted model, not a curated record.
UAGUGGAUGGGGUUAAUGAAUAAUUCUUAGGUGUUUGUCCUUGCAUUUUAAGUAAAAUGUCCGCAGACGUGUCUUAUGUGUCGGUUUGCCAUUUCACGAGUGACGCUUUAAACAUACUGAAUCGUCUGAAUACAAGAAGAUUAUUCCCCAGUACUGGACCGGGUAAACUGCCCAGGGAUUGGAGAGGCCUAGCCAAUCUAAUAGGAAUAACGGCCCAAGAUGCAGAAAGCAGACAUGAGAACAUGCUGAAUUGGAUUCUGGAGACAUGGCUCCGGAACGAAAAGGAGGCAGCGGUGGUGCACCACCUGUUCCGGCACCUGGAGACCAUUGACAGAUAUGACAUCAGGGAUGAUCUGCAGAACCUGGCCAAUGCUAACAGACUUGUCAACACGGAACAAAAAUGGACCAUAGAGAACCAAAUGGUGCCCCACUGUCCUGUUCCCGAGAACGACCAACUGUUAACUAUGGACGAUGUGGACCAGGGCGCUCCGGUGGAGUAUGACGCGCUGGUGCUCUACGCUGCCGACGACCAAGAUUUUGUGGAUCUUAUGAUCAGUAAUAUGUCGGAGAUUGGAUUCAAAUUGUUCACAAAGCACAGCCUGAGGCCAGGAGCGAUCCCCUACGGGCCCAUGACGGAGCUGAUCAGCUCGCGGUGUCGCCACACGAUCCUCAUCUACUCCCCCGCCUUCUUCAAGAGUCUGGACGAUCGCUUCUACACGGAGUAUGUCCACGCCAGGAACAUAGAGAAGAAGCACACCCUCAUCCCGUGCGUGUACCGCGCGUGCACGCUGCCGCCGCAGUGCCGCUACAUAUUCGCGCUGUACGUCAACUCCACGGCGUACAACUUCUGGGACCGCCUCGCCAGGUCGGUCGACGCCGGACGGACGCCUAGGCUACUCCCCCCAAUCCCCACAAACUCAGUGCGAAUCCAGGAGGUGACCAGCGGCAGCCAGCUCAGGCUCAACGGUAGCCAGCUGCAGAUCACCAAUGGCCCCGUCCCCAACGGAGUACCCACCAUCCAGGUCAACGGUCAGCCUAGCCAGUAUGCGACUCAACCUAGCAGCCAUACCCAAGCUAGUCUCCCUCCACUAGGCUGUGUGUCUCAACAUACUACCACUACUAAUAUAGCUUUACCAGAUGUACCGUCAACUAGCCUAUCUGUUUCUGUGACAUCUCUGUCUUCGCUGGACUCACGGAGAACGGAAAGUGCGUCUCUCAACGAUUUAAGCACGAAAAAAAAGAAAAAGAGUUUUUUGAAAAAGUUGUUAAAGUUUCCUAGAAAGAAGAAGGAAGUGUUGCUCACUACGAAUUGAGCGCUUGGACUGUGUGUUAGGUUAACAUUUUGUCGGCA